GUUACUGACAACAAAAGUGAGACUAUGAAGCACAGAGCCUAGAAUGCGGCCUACGUAGCGACUGGGAAAGCGUUGGCAUUUGGGUGAGGCGGACAUGUGUGCAGGUUAGAAGACACCAGGGAGAACAAGAUGAGGUCCAGUUUUACCAAUAACACCGUGGCCAAGUUAGAACAUGAUCUCUGCGAGCUCCUCCGUGACAUAAAUGACUACCAGAGGGAAGGCCCGCCCAUCCACUGCAUCAGGGCCGGGGUCCUGGGCUACCACCGCGAGUCUGACAAGCCCCGACUGGACUUGGCGGACAUGGAGUCAGAGCCUGGAUUAGAGUGGCUGGGGAAGUGCGAGUACUGCCACAGGAUGGCCUGGCCUCUGCUGGACGUGAGAUGGGAAGAAGAGAUGGAGACGCUGUCAGGAUUCUGUUGCAUCGAGCGCCAGAACCUGUGCAUGGCUCUGGUCCAGAAGAGGCCCUCGGUGGAGGCCGAGCAGGAAGAGGAGCCCACCAUGGUCAGGCCGGGACGAGACAAGUCCGCCAUGUACCUGGCGGACGCGCUGCUGCGAGAGAAGAAAGCCCGCAGCAUGAGUCUGGAGAUGCAACGAGGGCUGAGAGAACACUCAGGAUGGAAGAAGGACGAUGAUGGAGUCAAUCGGUCAGCAGAACCCCCCUUCGAAACAACAAACGUCCUCAGCUUCCGACUUGGCGCUGCAGAUCAAGAGUGCUGGGUGGUCAACCGCAACCUGAGGGAAAAUGUUGUGGAAGAUGAUGAGGAGGAAGAGAAGGAGUUGACCUGCGACCACAAGCCAACUCCUUUUGGCAUUUGUCACCAAAAGGAUGGCAAAUUUCAACAGAAGUUUUAUUUGAACGGCAAGACUUUUGUCAACAUGUUCCCGGAUGGCUCAGCUCAGCUCUUUUACCCUAGCGGCCAUGUGGCUCUCAUCGUGGUGGUUACCAAAGACAAAGGAAGGGCUUGCGUAUUAUAUGAUGAAAACCUCAGGACGCCCCAUCGACCCAUCAGAGCCAUCUUCCAGUCUAAUGGCAUGGCCACCUGUUACCACAAAAAUGGAAACAUAUGGCUGAGCCUUAGUCGAUUAGGUGGUCAGUGUUUGGAUGAGACCAGCGUCAGAGUUCGUCGCUGGACCUGGAGAAACCUUCCUCCGCCUCACCUGCCUCCCCUCUUCCUGUCCAUCAAUAGAAAUUUUGGGCUUAGAGUGCUGGCCAAGGACCAAGUGUUUGUCUCUUUCCUGGCUAACGGUCAACAGGCCAGGUGUAGCGUGGGUAGCUGCAGCGUUCAGUGUAAAUGCACAAAAGCGAGACCUUCCCGUGGACUAUCGGUGCUGAAGGAUGAGCUCUUCGUGCUGGCCGCCAGGAUAAAGAUCCACCUGUGUAUCUACCAUCUCAACUGGAGCCUCAUAUCGCCGUUGCAUCAGAAGACCGUUCCAUCCCCGAGCAUCCGUGCUUUUGGCAAGCGGCUUCUGGAGGUCAGCGCUAACAUGUUGAUGAGUCAGCAUGAGCGCAUCUUCAUCCAGGGCUGCCUUCAGGACUGUCUAUAAACGGCACUCAAGAGAAGACCACUGCUUUCAUAGUCACAAUAGCUUUUAUUCAUUGUAUCUCCAAGUUCUGCAAAUAUAAAAAUUAUUUGGAAAU
Messenger RNA from Entelurus aequoreus (snake pipefish), 1639 nucleotides. RefSeq names its product glutamate-rich protein 6. The record is from RefSeq and is a predicted model, not a curated record. Bases 130 to 1545 code for a protein of 471 amino acids. Lineage: Eukaryota; Metazoa; Chordata; Actinopteri; Syngnathiformes; Syngnathidae. The transcript is spliced from 12 exons.